Molecule: messenger RNA, 3685 nt
Organism: Drosophila arizonae
Lineage: Eukaryota; Metazoa; Arthropoda; Insecta; Diptera; Drosophilidae
Gene: NetB
Product: Netrin-B
Biological process (GO): motor neuron axon guidance; animal organ morphogenesis; dendrite development
Cellular component (GO): basement membrane
Molecular function (GO): protein binding
Source: RefSeq, a predicted model, not a curated record
AACGGACAAACGUUUGCCAGGUGAACAACGAAGCCGACGCAAGGCGAACGAAGAGCGAACGAAUUCGAGUCGUGUUUAUUGUCUGUGUAUUUGUCGUCGUGUUUUUGUUGCUGUUGUUGUUUUGUCAGUGACAGUGGCAGUGCUCGUGCUUUGGCGCUCAGCCCACGCGCGUAUGUGUGUCGUAUAAAUUUUGUUGGUAUUUUUUUUUUUGUUUUGGUUUCGCUAUUAGUGUAGCAACAUUUCGCGGCCAGCAGCAGCAGCCGCAGCAGCAGCAGCAGCCUCCGCAACAUGCAGUGGUGAAAUUGGCCGAGACCAAAUAACGAAACGAAGCGAAGCUGAAGCUGAAGCAGCAGCAGCAGAAACUCAACACGAGCAACAAAUCAUUUGGCUUGCUGUCGUCUGUUUGUCGCCUCGCCUGCAGGAUACGCGACGAGGACGUGAACAAAACAGAACAACGCUGGCCGUUGACCGAGUUGCAUCGCAAUCGCAUCGGUCUCUUCCCUCAGCAGAGGAGCGCUACUAACGCCAUAGCUGAACAAGUGCCAGAAAGAGAUACMGAUAGUGAGAGAGAAAGAGAGAGAGAGAGAGGGAGUGUGUUUGUGUAGUAGUGAGUGGGAAUCAAGCAGCAGACAGUGGCAAGAGAAACCGAAAUUGAAAUCGGAAAUCGUAAAUCGGAGCGGCAGCUGUUGCAUGCGGCCGCCGUGCCAGACUCAGUGACGCCGCCGCUCAGCGUCCGCGUGCCGCGUGCUGCGUGUCUUUGCGUGUUUUUGUUGUUUUUUUGUUUUGUGCCUACACCGUUCGCCCAUUGAUCCUCGCGAGUGACAGAGACACAUACACUGCAAGAAGAUUACAACUACAAAGAGUGUGAAACAGCCAAAGAAGAGUGAACGAGUGAGCAAGAGAGCUAAAGAGAAAGAUAUAUAAAGUGAGCAAAAGUGAGAGGGAGAAUUGGAAUCUGCAUUUGGCUUAGCUAAAGACCCUAAGAUGAUGUUGUUGCUGCAAUUGGCUGCGCUGCUCGCCUGCCUGGCCCAUGCCGCCGCCGGCGUCAGCAUCAACGCUAAUGAUCCAUGCUACUUCGAGGGCAAGCCGCGCAAGUGCCUGCCGAGCUUUGUGAACGCCGCCUACGGCAAUCCGGUGCAGGCGUCCAGCGUCUGUGGAGCCCAGAAGCCGGAGCGCUUCUGCGAGCUGCAGCGCGACGGCAGCGCAGGCGAGUGCCGCGUCUGCGACAAGUCGGAGCAUCGCUAUGGUCCCGCCGCCCUGACAGACCUCAACAAUCCGAGCAACGUGACCUGCUGGCGUUCGGGCAGCGUCAAUGUGCCACACGAUCCGGACACUGCGCCGCCGGACAAUGUCACCCUGACCCUGUCGCUGGGCAAGAAAUACGAGCUCACCUACAUUUCGCUUUCGUUCUGCCCCAAAUCACCGCGCCCCGAUUCCUUGGCCAUCUACAAGAGCUCCGACUUUGGCCAGACCUGGCAGCCCUUCCAGUUCUACAGCUCGCAGUGCCAGAAGUUUUACGGCCGGGCGGAUCGUGCCAAGAUCAGCAAGUUCAAUGAGCAGGAGGCGCGCUGCAUGAACUCGCAACAUGAUGCAGCCAGCGGUGGCGCCGCACAGCGUUUCGCCUUCAACACCCUGGAGGGCCGUCCGUCGGCCAACGAUUUGGACUCGUCGCUGGUGCUGCAGGAUUGGGUAACGGCUACGGAUAUCCGUGUGGUCUUCCAUCGCCUGGAGCUGCCGCCGCAGCUGCUGCUAAGCCGCGAACGGGCCAAGGGCAAUGCGAACAGCUUCAGUGACGAGAUGACCGCCAGCCAGGAGGAGGAGCUGGAUGGCCAUGAGCUGGAUGAGCAGGAUGAGUACGAUUACAAUCUGCAUGACAACGACAGUGCCGGCUACGAUCAGGAGGAGUACGAAGAGCCCAAAAAGCAUCUCGAGCUCGACGACGAACUGCAUCUGGACUAUGCCAACGAUGGCGAGAGCAAGCGCCAGUCCAAGCACAAGAGCAGCCUCUACGAGAAGCACUUCCAGGGCAAAUUGACUGUCAGCACUCCGAUGCCAUUGCCCCCAGCACCGGCCAAGACCACGCCCCCAGCCAAAUCAUCAACAUCCACACAGUCGGGCACAUCGGAUGCCGCCGCAGGAGUCGCUGGUGCCGCUGCCGUUUCCAUGCAACAGAUGCUGUCUGUGUCGCAGCAUUACGCCGUCUCCGAUUUCGCUGUGGGCGGUCGCUGCAAGUGCAAUGGCCACGCCUCCGAAUGCAUUGCCACCAGCACUGGGUCGAGCAGCGCCCUGCAUGCCGACGCUGACGAUGGCCAGGACGACGACAAUAUUCCCACGUCCCUGCACAGCCACUUYGGACGCACUCCGUCCGGCCUGCAGCUGAGCGCCAAGCUGGCCAUGACCUGCGCCUGCAAGCACAACACCGCCGGACCCGAGUGCGAGCGCUGCAAACCCUUCUAUUUCGAUCGGCCCUGGGGACGGGCCACCGACAACGAUGCCAACGAAUGCAAAAUGUGCCAGUGCAAUGGACAUGCUCGCCGUUGUCGCUUCAACCUGGAGCUGUACAAGUUGUCCGGCCGCGUGUCUGGCGGCGUUUGCUAUAAUUGUCAGCAUGAUACGACCGGAAGGUAUUGUCACUAUUGUCGCGAGGGCUACUACCGGGAUGCCACCAAGCCACCCAAUCAUCGCAAAGUGUGCAAACGCUGUGACUGUCAUCCCGUGGGCUCCACCGGCAAGACGUGCAAUCAUCUGAGUGGUCAGUGUCCCUGCAAGGAGGGCGUCACUGGCCUCACUUGCAAUCGCUGUGCACGCGGCUAUCAGCAGACGCGCUCUCAUGUGGCGCCCUGCAUAAAGGUGCCCACAAAUGCGAAUAUGAUUCAAGCGGAAAGCGCUGGCGGCGGCAGUGGAACUGGCGACUACAAAGAUGGCGGAGGCUCUCAGGCUGAGGAAAUGAAAAAGUAUUGCGGCAAGUGCAAGGCCAGCCCCAAGAAGCUGAAUCUGAACAAGUUUUGCAUGGAGGACUAUGCUCUGUUGGCCAAGGUAAUUGGACAUGAUCGCGCCUCCCAGGACAUCAGCACCGAGAAGUUCUCAAUCGAGCGACAGAACGAGAUUUACAAGUACGAGAUAAACAUACAGACGAUCUUCAAGCGUAAUCCCAUGUCGGGCACAACCAGUUCCCUGCUGGGACGUGGCAAUAUGAUGCUGCUGGUGCCGCGCAAGAGUAUCGAGUGCCAGUGCCCCAAGAUCAAGUUGAACAAAUCGUAUCUAAUACUUGGACGUGACUCGGAGGCAGCGCCGGGCUAUCUGGCAAUCGGACCCAGUUCCGUGGUGUUGGAGUGGAAGGACGAGUGGUCGUUGCGCAUGAAGCGCUUCCAGCGGCGCGCCCGCAAAUGCAGUUGAAUCGAACCGGAAACGGAAUAUGUCAGAGCGGAUUUCAAUUUCAUACACUUGGCUAGGUAUCGGUUUUUGUAUAAAUUGUACAGUUUACUCAAGUUUCUGACCUUUUUCGGCAUCAUGUUUUAAUUAAUCCCCCCUCUCUUCACAUACACCCACACACACACACACAGACACACAGACAUUAACACAAAAUACACUAUCCACAUGAUACUUAUUAUAGACAAAAAGCGGAGUCUUCCCAUCAUGCAUAUAUCUAUCAGAAAAAAAAAAAAAAAAAACAAAAAAAAAAACA